This is a messenger RNA of Melampsora larici-populina 98AG31, 2538 nucleotides long. RefSeq lists its product as uncharacterized. Lineage: Eukaryota; Fungi; Basidiomycota; Pucciniomycetes; Pucciniales; Melampsoraceae. The transcript has a single exon. The record is from RefSeq and is a predicted model, not a curated record. Bases 1 to 2106 code for a protein of 701 amino acids.
AUGUCAAUCACCGAUCCACCACUUUACAAUCUCAAUAAUCCCAUCAACAAUCAUCCAUUCUUAAUCAAUCUGACGACUCUUUCUCCUACUUUAUCAUUCUUAAGUGGUUAUUUAGGUGUCACUCCUGCUUUUGUUCAGGGUGAACUUCAACUCAAGAUCAUCUCAACUUCAAAUACAUUUCUAAUCACUCAAGUCUCUCUAACCUUCUCUGGUUUAGAAUCUAAUCAUCAACUACAAUCAAUCGAUUUCCUUCAACUACAUCAAAUCUUAUGGGAACAUCAGACUACACAUCAUCUUCUCAACCAUCAUCAUUCAUCUCAACCUUCAUGCUCAAAUACUCCAAAUCAUCAUUCAAAACCACCUUCAAAUUUACCUUUUCAAUUCUCACUCACUCCUGAUUUGCCUCACUGUAUUCAUUUACCUAACGGUGGUGGUCUUCAUUAUGAACUUGAUGCACAUAUCACCUAUACCAAUUCUUCUCAUCUCUUGACCAACGAUCAUCAUCAACCUGAUCAUCUACUCGAGCAUCUUCACCUCAAAGUUCCCGUACACAUUUCACGUUAUUCAAAUCCAGCUAUUCAACUUCUUCCACCUCCAUCUCCGCAACCCCUCGAUCAAAACCAACAACCUUUUACGCUAUCUCCUGUCAGACUUACAAGCUUAUCACCUACACCUAUUUACGUCUCUUUGUCUCAAACCUUACUUCGCCACUCUGAACCACUGGCACUUCAAGUUAGAAUUCCACCUCCAACUGAAGAAUUGAUUCGUGAAAAAGGACUUCGGCUACGAAGUGUCCGAGCAGAACUACAUCAACACAUUCGGAUCCAAUCCUCUAUUGAUCAGGAGAACGGCUCUUCAACUACCGAAAGAUCCUCUACUGGAGCUCCCCCUUACGACGCUUCAUCAGGUUCUACAAACCCAGAAUCGACCUCAGAUGAUUCAUCAUCUUCAAGUAACAGAGUGAUCACGAGUCUUUUGGCGAUCUCUGGAAAAUCAUGUCGUUUUUCAUCAACUCGAUCAGUUUUUCUUCGACUCACACUACAGCCACAUCGCUCUGAGCUUACGCCUGUCCCAUCUUCAACGACUGAUGAGAUUUCACCUGUUAAUAUUCCUCAGACUACAACAUCCGGUUGGAAGUGUAAUUCGAUCAGUCAAUCUACCUUACUUCAUCAGGUCUCAUUUUCGGUGACCAUCACAAUUCAAAUCUCAGGUCGAGGAGGUGAGAGGUUUGAUGUCGAAUUGAAUCAAGCAAUAGGCGUAGUACCGGAUUGGCCUCCUGUUUCAGAAGAUGAACUUCCAGCCCCUCUCACCUUAGCAGCUAGUGGAAAAGCACGAGAGGCAGCUGAAGAACAAGCUCAGUCUAGUACAGAUCAAGAAUGGGAAGAAGCACCAGCUCCCACUUAUUUUGAAACGGACGAACCGUACAACUUUCCUGGUACAUCUUCUACAUCUCAAACAAUACGAGAGUCACAUACUGAAACAGAGGAGGAGGAAGAAGACGAAGAAGAAGAAGAGUAUGAUGGAUAUGAAAGUUUUUCAAGUCUAGCUGGACAAGGAGGCCCAGCACCACCUACGAUAGAUGAAGAUGAAUCACCACCACCUGCACCUGAUACCCCACCUGAUGGAAUCCAACUAGAUCCGACUUCCACCGAUCCUUCAAGUUCUGUGAACCAAGGAAGUUUUGAAUUUGUUUGUUUUGAUGAAGCCACAGCAAGGUUUGGAAACUAUGUAGUGAAUCCAUCUCUACCGAACCAUUCUACUUCAAGUGAAAGCAUUGUACCGACUCAUCCGAUCGAAACUGAAACCGAAACCCAAAAUGGUACGAUGCCACCGGCUUAUGCAGUGGGAUGGGCGAGUUUGAAUGCCAGUAGUAGUAGAAGUGAUCAAGAAUCAAUCGAAUCAAAUCAAGUGAAUGAAGUGGAAGUUCGAAAUCAUUUGAAUCAUAACCAGAUCAGUGAUAAUAAUCUUAAUAAUCUAAGUAGUGUGAAUGCUCCUCCACCUUAUGCUGAUGAUUUCGGUAGUCUUUUGAUUCCGGUGGGAUCGAUUGGUGUGGUAAGACAAGAUGGAGAAUUAGGUGGGUUUUUAAUGAGAAGAGAAGGUUUGUAAAACCAAAAAAAAGAAAAUCAAGAAUGAAUUGAAGUUGAAUCCCACCAAAGAAAAAAAAGUUUGGGAUUCAUGAAUGAAUGAUCGAAGAUGUGUUGUUUGUUUAAAUAUUUUUGAAAAAAAAACAGAAGUGGGUUUCUUGUUGAUUGGUUAUUGUUUAUGGUUUUGAUUAUUUAUAAGAAAGAAUGUGAAUUUGUCUUGAAAGAAAAAAAUAGAGGUUUUGUGUUUGUGUUUGUUUGUUUUUUUACAAAGAAAAAUAGUAGUAGUAGUACAUAUAGUAGAUUAAGAUGAUUGGGUUUUGAUGAUUUAUUAAUGGUUGAUUUCUUACAUACAAGAUAUAUAGUAUACAUAUAAUAAUAUAAUAUUGAAAGUGUUUUUUUUGGUGAGAAAAGAAAAGAUUGUAAAAAAUAAAAAGAUCAAGUUGUUGCAAGUUUC